This is a messenger RNA of Coturnix japonica (Japanese quail), 1462 nucleotides long. RefSeq names its product POU class 3 homeobox 2 (gene POU3F2). The record is from RefSeq and is marked provisional. Gene Ontology annotation, cellular component: nucleus. NCBI's taxonomy places the organism in Eukaryota, Metazoa, Chordata, Aves, Galliformes, Phasianidae. Gene Ontology annotation, biological process: regulation of transcription by RNA polymerase II; brain development. Gene Ontology annotation, molecular function: DNA-binding transcription factor activity, RNA polymerase II-specific; RNA polymerase II cis-regulatory region sequence-specific DNA binding.
GCGAGCAGAGCGGCGCGGCGAGUCAUGGCGACCGCAGCCUCCAACCACUACAGCCUGCUCGCCUCCGGCUCGCCCAUGGUGCACGCCGAGCCGCCCGGCGGCAUGCAGCCCGGCGGAGGCUACCGCGACGCGGGCGCGCUGGUGCAGGCGGACUACGCGCUGCAGAGCAACGGGCACCCGCUGAGCCACGCUCACCAGUGGAUCGCCGCGCUGUCCCACGGCGGCCCCGGCGGCGGCGGCGGAGGAGGGGGCGGCGGCGGCGGAGGGGGCGGCGGAGGCGGCGAGGCUCCCUGGGCGGCGGCGGCGGCGGCGGCGGCGGGAGCGCUGGGCCCGCCCGACAUCAAGCCGGCCGCGGUGCAGGCGGCCCCGCGCGGCGACGAGCUGCCGCCGCCUCCGCAGCACCCGCCGCCGCCGGGCCGAGCCCCGCACCUGGUGCACCACGGCGGCGGAGGCGGCGGGCACCACGCGGCGUGGCGGGCGGGCGGCGCGGCGCACCUGCCGCCGGGCAUGGCCGCGGCCAACGGAGCGGCGCAGGCGGGGCUGCUGUACCCGCAGCCGCCCGGCUUCACCGUGAACGGCAUGUUGGGCGCCGCGCAGCCCGCCCUGCACCACCACGGCCUCCGCGACGCCCACGACGAGGCUCCCGGGCCGCCCGCGCCGCCGCACCACGGCGCCGAGCACCCGCACGGGCCGCACCCCGCGGGCGGAGCGGGGCCGGGGGGCGGCGGAGCGGCGGCGGCGGGAGGGCCGCACCACGAGGCGCACUCGGACGAGGACACGCCGACCUCGGACGACCUGGAGCAGUUCGCCAAGCAGUUCAAGCAGCGGCGGAUAAAGCUGGGAUUUACCCAAGCGGACGUGGGGCUGGCGCUGGGCACGCUGUACGGCAACGUCUUCUCGCAGACCACCAUCUGCCGCUUCGAGGCCCUGCAGCUCAGCUUCAAGAACAUGUGCAAGCUGAAGCCUUUGUUGAACAAGUGGUUGGAGGAGGCGGACUCCUCCACCGGCAGCCCCACCAGCAUCGACAAGAUCGCGGCGCAGGGCAGGAAGAGGAAGAAGCGCACCUCCAUCGAGGUGAGUGUUAAAGGCGUGCUGGAGACGCACUUCCUCAAGUGCCCCAAGCCCUCCGCGCAGGAGAUCACCUCGCUGGCGGACAGCCUUCAGCUGGAGAAGGAGGUGGUGAGAGUGUGGUUUUGUAACAGGAGACAGAAGGAGAAGCGCAUGACGCCGCCCGGGGGGACGCUGCCGGGCGCCGAGGACGUGUACGGGCCCAGCAGGGACACGCCGCCGCACCACGGGGUGCAGACCCCCGUGCAGUGACCUGGGCGCCCUCAUUCCCCCCCCCCUUUCCUCCUCCUCCUCCUUCCCCCGCCUUUCCGGCGUCCUCCUUUCAGUGUUGGGGUUGCUUUUUGUUGGUUUUAUUUUUUCUUUGUUUUUAAUUUUCUCCUCUCUUUCAAAAAAA